Molecule: messenger RNA, 1043 nt
Organism: Hibiscus syriacus
Lineage: Eukaryota; Viridiplantae; Streptophyta; Magnoliopsida; Malvales; Malvaceae
Product: WRKY DNA-binding transcription factor 70-like
Exons: 2
Coding region: 16-957 (313 amino acids)
Biological process (GO): regulation of DNA-templated transcription
Molecular function (GO): DNA-binding transcription factor activity; sequence-specific DNA binding
Source: RefSeq, a predicted model, not a curated record
GAACGGGCGACAAUUAUGGGAAGUGUGUCGCGCAAUAAGAAAAGGGUAAUAGAAGAACUUGUUACUGGUAAAGGCUGUGCUACCCAGCUUCAGAUUCUUUUCCACAAUUCCUCUGAAAAGAGUGGGCGUCUCUCGGCUCAGGAGCUCGUGCACAAGAUCUUCACAUCUUUCGAUCACGCGAUCCCGUUGCUGUCUAGUGAUGAAUCUGUCGAGGUUUCUCAGAAUCAAGCAACUUCCUACUAUGAUUCCCCUUGUUGUAAGAAGAGACCUGUCUCCAAGGAAAAGAGAGGCUGUUAUAAGCGAAGGAAAGCUGAACAGACAUGGACAGUAGCUUCUGCAACUGUUGAAGACGGUCAUGCGUGGAGGAAAUAUGGACAAAAGCAGAUUUUGAAUUCUGAACACCCAAGGUAUUCAUUUUUUGCAAUUCCUUCCAAAAAUGAUUCCUGUAAAAGGAAGCUAUUUAAGCGGUCCAAAUUAUCAUGGAACAGGGGUUACUUUAGGUGCACUCGUAAAUACGAUCAAGGUUGCCGGGCCACUAAACAAGUCCAAAGAAUGGACGAUGAUUCCCAAAUGUAUCAGAUCACUUACAUCGGAACCCAUACAUGCAGACCAGACUCAUUCAAGGCUCCCCAAAUCAUCAGUGAUUCGGAAUCCUGGCAAUCUUUCAAGAUGGUCACUUUUGUCAAUUCCGAUAUCCCAUCGAACACUACAACCAUGAAGCAGGAAGCCAAGGAAGAGACGACGGUGACAACGCCGACGACGCCGACAACAAGCGGUCUUACGGACUUGGGUUCUGUUAUCAUGUGGAAGGAUAUAAUCGGAGCCAAUUAUGAUGAUGUGGUGUCUAACGUGUAUUCAAGCACUGAAAUCACUUCCCAGAACUUAGAAUUGGACCUUGUAAUGAAGCCUGUUGAGUUUGAAGACGAUUUUCAGUUUGAUGAAAGUGAGUUGCUCUAGUCUAUGUCUAGCUGCUUGUAAAGCUUAAUAUUAACUUUAGCUGCAACAGUUGUAAUAGGCAAUGUGGAACAAUAAGAACCACUGAG